Molecule: messenger RNA, 1814 nt
Organism: Volvox carteri f. nagariensis
Lineage: Eukaryota; Viridiplantae; Chlorophyta; Chlorophyceae; Chlamydomonadales; Volvocaceae
Gene: gspk47
Product: gonidia-specific protein KA_k47
Exons: 4
Coding region: 284-985 (233 amino acids)
Molecular function (GO): catalytic activity
Source: RefSeq, a predicted model, not a curated record
AUCAAUUGGAUUUUCGCUUAUGAGCUUCUGGACGCUUCUGCCCGUAGUAGACUUCUGUUAACAAAUUUCUCAGGUAGCAACUAUCGAACGUCCAUCGACGAAUUCAAUUUAUAUGACAUAAAGCUCUUUCCAAUUCAAUAAUCAGUCAGUACGUCUGCAGCGAUGAAUGCGCGAACUGCUGUAGGGUUACCUUUCCCCGAUGGCGCCGAAACCAAAGGAUGAGUGAAAGAAAAUUAGGGACCCAACGAUAACUUUCAGGAGUCAUAAUAACAGAAGUGGAAAGAUGCAGACUCUUCGUGCCUCGGGGCCCCUGCGGUCAUGCAAGCCUAGCAGGCCGGUGUUCACGCCUGUGCCAGUGCGCACCCCUGUAUGCCAGGGCCGCCAACGCACGGUCACCGUGUUUGCUCUUAAGCAGUGGCCGGACCCAGAGUUCAUUAAGGAGACGCUUGCGCAGUUCCCUGACAAGGGUAUUGCGACUGUUGAGGAGGCUCGGUGCCUGUUCUCAAAUGGCGGAUAUACGUGGCUGGACGUGCGAUCGGAACUCGAGAAUGACGAAGUGGGCAAGGUGAAGGGAAGCGUUAACAUCCCGUUCGUGCACCUGAAGCGGGUGUACGACCCAGAGACCAAGGAGCGGGUUAUGAAGAAGACACCAAACCCUGACUUCAUCAAGAUGGUUGAGAAGCGCUUCCCCAAGAAGGAUGUGAAGCUGAUGGUGGGUUGCUCCAACGGCAAGGCUUACUCCAUCGACGCGCUAGAGGCGCUUGAGGAGGCUGGAUACACCAAUCUGACCUUCGUGCGCGGCGGCUACAACGCCUGGUUCAGGGUCUUUGACAACAAGUUUAACCGCCGCAACUAUGGCGAGUACCAGGAGCGGUACGAUGGGCACGACCAGCUGUCGAUGGGUGACUCUUGUGGCAUCCACGCCUCGGGCGCUGGAUUCGACAAGGUGGACAAGGCGGACCGCUGGUCGCUGCCUGUUUACUGAACAGGCAGACCGACCUUAGAGCAGCGCUCUUUCUUUCUCAUGCACUCAUCCUAUCCCUGUCAAGACCGAAUCAAUAAAAGAAUUGGCUCGGGGGGAAACAAGUGCAGUUAGCGAGGCCGUUGAGGGGUUUGCUAGCACUAAUGGUGUCGUGCAGUGAACUUAUAGGACUGCAGGUGGCAAUUGGAUACCAUCUGUUGUUUGUUCUACCCGGCUGGGGUUGUUAUGCCUCGUGUGUAAAUGCUGCGUGAGGAGGGCUGGGAACGUAGCAGCAGAGGUGUUCUUGGGGUGACGACACAAGAAAUGACAGGGCAUGUCGGAGACCGGGCUAAUGCACGAGUUGAGCGAGUUCCAUUGCUGGACGUGGAAGGUCGUCCUAGGUGACUGCGAUCGGUAUAGCUGCUUGGUUCGCGUAGUCCUUGAGACUAGCUGGCUAGGAGCGUCGGUGAGGGGAGAGAGUGUGAUGGUUCUUUGAGCGCGUCCUGGAGGAAAUCAGGUUGAUGACUGGAUGAUUGAUCAGGGCCGUAACCAGAAAAUGGCGGCCCUGCCACCGCCGCUUCAGAAAGACUGCGUUGGUCCCACUGUUGCUAAUUACAGCAUCUGGGAGCUUCUACGUGCAAAAACUGAUUAUACACUGGACGCUGCCGCCGACGGCUACACUGUAGCUUCUGGUUUUGCAUACUUGGUUGGUCCUGAGACGGAGAGGGUUGAGUCCACUGGGCCAUCAGGCCAUCAGAGAGCCGUCAGCCAGGUGUAUCCUAAUAGUGCUGAAGGCGUUCAGAGCUGCUCCAGGAGGUUGCUGAUAAGUAAAAUCAGUUUUGAGUGUGUUGUC